CCCUUCUCACGGUCUUCUAUUAAAACAAAACAAAAAAAAAACCACCAACACUGUUUUUUGUGAAUUUGAAUAUUCAGUACUCAAAAUGGAUGACCAACGAUCACAAUCGUCUUGUCACCAUGCGACGGAUGUAUUGAAUUUCGGCAUCGAUCAAAUACUGAAAAGCGACAACGAAUCGGGUAAAUAUUGUACAAUGUACAUUAGUAUUAUUGUAUUAUUAUUUAUUAUUAUUAAAGGCGAUAAGAGUAUACAAUAAGAUGUAUUUUAUUAAAACUUUAUUUUAAUAAAUUUAUAAUAAUGAGCUAUUUGAAUUACAAGUGUAUAGUACCUACCAUAAAAAGUCGAGGGAAUUAAAAUAUUUUUGAUUCUGAGCGAAGCGAAUAAUGUAUUGGUUUUAUAAUAAUAUUUAUUUUUUUUUAUCUGUAAAUAACUAUUUUACUAGAAAUAUUGCUACGGUGUAUCAAGUGUAGUACUUUUUCUGAAAGAAAAUUUUAUCUGGGUAGUAUUUAAGUCAGGUUAUUUUUUGAUUUUUCAAGUGGUUUUCAUAAUAAUCGGGAAAAAUCGGUAAAAAAAUCUAGGAAAACGGGAAAAUUUACGAAAUGUCUUAUUUUCAAUUUUGCUUUUUGAUGUGAUUCUGUUUAAAAUAUGCGUAGGGAUUUGAAAUUUAGAUAGAAACAUUAUAUUCGCCUUUUUACUUUUUGGUAAGAUUUUCAAAACAUUUUAGCAAGGAUUUUAUGUUAUUUUUAUUCAGUAGGCACUCAGUGGAUAAAAUUUUUAGACCGUACAGAAAUGUUUAAAAAUAUAGGUUUAUUGUAAGUCGUAAAACAAAAUUAAAUGUAAUGUACAAUUUUUUUAUAAAACUUCAAUACCAAAUUUCGACGAAAUUCGUAAAUAUAAUAAUGGCCUUUAAAAACACGUAUAACCGAAUUCUGCUCAGAAUCGGUUUUUGUUUGCAAUGAUUUAUCGUUGUGUACACAUAUACAUAAAAUUCCUCUCUAUAUCCUGCCUUCCCAACUUCUUACCUACAGCAGUGGCCGACCCAUCGUAUGAAGUAUGUCUGUCUUUUUAUUUUAUAUAACUUCAAAAAAAUCAGUGGUCUCAACCUUUUUAUUCUAAAAUAAAUAUUCAAUAAUAUGGAUUUUCAAAAAUCUCAUGUCUUUUCAUAUAUUGAAAAUAUUGAUGACCUCAUUAUAAUUUUUUUUUUUUUAUACAGGUAUAAAAUAUAAUAUAAUACAAUAAUCUAUUAAUUUAUGUGAUAUUAUAAGGCGUAAGGAAAUUUAAAAUAAAAAUAAUUUGAUAAAUACAUUUUACCAUAUAAAUUUUACCUCUAAAUAUGGCCCUGCUUGCGUCUUUCCAGCAAUAUGUUCACACACCCUAGAUUGGGAGUCACUGGUUUAUAUAAUACGAGUAUAAUACUUUAUUAAUACAAUAUUAUUAUAAUACAUUAUAAUACUUGUGUAAUACAUACUAUAAUAUUAUUCCGGACUAUUGUGUUUUCAUUCGCAUUAGACCGUCAACCAAAGGAAAAAGGAAAGUGUGCUGGCAGAGCAGUGUUUACGAUCGCCCAAAAAAAUUGGUUAGAAUACUAUUUCCAAAUGGAAAAGUAUAUAACUAAACCCAAUAGAAAGGCAUUAGCUUCCGCUCUUGGACUUACAGAUUUGCAAGUAAGUACUGAUAUUGCCAUAUAUAUAUAUAUAGACGUGUAUACACGCGUACGUUACCGGAAAUAUUUAUAUUUAAGAAAUGAUGACAAUUCCUAAGAAGGAAAGGAAAUUAUAUUAUUACCAAGUACAUGAUAUAAUUUCUUAAAUAUUGUAGGCAAUGAUACGAAUUGCAAAGUAAAAUUGCAUAUUUUAUGUAAUACAUAUUAUAUUACCCUAAGAAAUAUUCAAUCUUUAAUCAAAUUUUACAUUUUUUAUUUUUACACGGCAAACUUUCGCCAAAUUUUGAACUACAAAUUCGGGAUGCCGAACUGUAAGCAUAACUAUUUGUCUUAUAUUUUGUUUUGCUAUAACAUCGGGUAUAUCUUUAUGCGAACGAAACACUACUAUUUAUAGUAACUGCAACCUCCCGAAGUGACAAUGGUUAUUCUACGUGACCUUCAAAGACAGUAGUCAGAUACAAUAAUUUUGUUUUGCAAGAAUUUGUUUCUAAUCUUAUGUAUCAUAUGUAUUUUAAAAAACUACAUUCAAUGUUUACAAUAUUCAUAAAAAAUUACUUAACUAAUCUAUGUUACGUAUUCAGUCUUUCAACAGGCGUGUGAUGUUUUUCAAAUAUAUUUUUUAUUAUGAUAAAGGAUGAAUAUAUAAUUCUUUAUACAAAUAUUAUUGAAACCAAGUACUAAUGUUUUUGAUGUUCGACUAAAUAAAAAUGUUAAAUACAGUUAUUUUUAAAUACUUAAUUACAUAUUCAUUUUUUUUUAUUAAGUUCUAAACUACUAGUACAAUGUUUGUUUUCUUUAACUUUCUUGUAUUCUUUUGAUUUCAAAAUACAUUUAAUAUCGAUCUUCUUUAGAUUUCUAAGACCCAAUUUCAUCUAUCGUUAAACCAACUUAUCCUGUACCUAAAUAAGUGGAAAAGCGCUGCGUCAAAAUAUUGUCUAACAAACUAUAGAAAUUAUGAUUAUUUAUAGGUAAUGAUAUUAUUUCCUUACCGUAUUAGGAAUUGGCAUCUCUUCUUAAACUGUUAGUAUUUUCGGUAACAUAACAUAAUAAGUAUAAUUGACUUAUUAUUAAUGUUGAAUUUUCCCUGAAAAUAGAAGCUAUUAUCAUUGUGUCUGUUAUAUUUUCCUCGGUAUUUUUGUACAUUUCUUGCGGAUCCUUCUGGACGAAAUAAGCUUAAACUCGGGAAUUAGGAUUAUUUUAUAAGUGUAUUGAAGUGAUAACAGUUGUGUUUAAAUACGAACUUAACAAUGUUGUUACCGAAGAGAAUUUUUUUUUUUAGCUUUGCACAUCCCCAAAGACCUCCCAGAUUAAGUUAGGGGAAUUUAUCUACAUGUGGCUUUAGUAUCAAGGAUAUGAUUUUUAGAGGUUCCGAUUUUCAGCUCUCUGACUUACCGUUUUUAUGAUUAAACCAUGUUGUUUAUUCUUUAAGUUACCUGUAUAAGUGUUAUAUAAUAUUAUAUUAUUAUACUCGUAGUAUUCGAUCAUUAUUUUGUAAAAUUCUAUAAUAUAAGGUUGGGAGAAUUUGACUCUAGCAACGGAGCUCCACUGUUCAUUUUUUUAGAUUUUAAGCGGAACGAAGAAUGUAUUGGUUUUUCAAUGAUGUUUAAUUUUUUAAUUUUUUUUUCAUCUGUAAAAAUUUCUGAAAAGAAAUCUGAUUGGGGUGGUACUUUAAGGACGUUAUUUUUGAUUUUCCCUGUUGUUUUUAUAAUAAAUGAGAAACUGAAAAAAAACAUCGGAAAAAUCGAGAAAAAACUUAGGAAAAACGGGAAAAUAGGUAUAACGUUAAACAAAAUAAAUAAUGCAUAAUAUGCAAUUAUUUUACCAUAUUAUUAUUAUUUAUUUAUUUCUCAAAAAAAAAAAAAAGAAUACUGGGGAAUACUAUAAUACAACAUAAAGCAACCCUAUUAUUAACUGAACUCCGCUCAGAAUUGUGUUUCGUUAACAACGAUUAAUCGUUGAGUACAGAUAAACAUUACAUUUCCUCUCUAUUUUUCCAACUUAUCACCUACAACACUGGUCCAUGGCGAAGUACGUCCGUAUCUUUAUUUAUUUAUAAUUUAUUAAUUUUUAAUAUAUUGUGUUUGCAAUCAAUAUUUUUUUUAAAUAAAUUCAUUUCAGGUAAAAGUAUGGUUUCAGAAUAGACGAAUGAAAUGGCGGCAUGCGACUUCUUCAAAUGCAUAGAUUUACAAAGAUAAUGUAGGUAUAAGAUACGAUUAGACUUUAUUAAUUUCAUUGAAUCAUACAAAAUACAAGUCAUAAAUAAUAUUAUGUUUUAUUAUAUUAAUACUUAUAUAUUAUGUAUAUACUAAUUUAUUUAUAUAUAAUAAUAAAAAAGUGUCAUGAUUUUACUGGUAAUUAUAACACUGACAGUGGCCUUCUUUUAAAUAUAAUACAAUAAAAUGUUAUGUCGUCCGUAUUGUAUUAUGCGGUCCUUAAUCUAAAUUUGAUUAAACAAAUCGUUUUACGAUGAAUACUAUCGUAUAUAAUACAUUAUAGAUAAUAAUUGCGUGUAUUUUAUGUUUUACACAUCGUACAUUAACAUCAAUGUCAAUAAAUUUACGCGUACAACAGCUAAAAGGUCUUAUCAAGGAACUUACUUAUAUAUAAUUAUCAUUUAUAUUAAUAUUAUGCACGAAUAUGAAUUUAAAUGUUGUAAGCAUUUGUUUUUUUUUUUUUUCGAUUGGUUCAAUAUGUAGUUAACUAGGUAGAGAAUAUAAAUUUGAUACACUUUAAAACAUAUAAUGUAUGAAUUGGACAAAUAAUAGAAGAAUACCUAUGCGAUUUAAACAAAAUCAGCGUCUUUUAUUGAAUUUAAUUAUUGAACUCGAUAUAACCCGCGGUUAGGUUACUGAUUUAUAUUAUAUAUUAUGACAAAUAUAUUUAUGUAUAUAUAUUUUUAAAAUUGUUUCUUAUUGUUAUAAACAAAAAUAAUAAUAAUAAUAACGAUAAUGACGCUUAGAACUCCAUUGAAUUACUUAUUUAUGAAUUAUUAUUAGACGAUGUAAAAUUGUAAUAUAGAAAAUAUAAUAUUAAUAAUAAUUUAGGCAUGACUGAUCGAUAAAUAUUAAAUUUUACAAACAAAUUAUCUGAGUUAAUGAUACUUUAUUAUGAAGAUAAAAUUUUUCGAAAAAAACGAAUUACUAUCUACACAGAGCCCCAAUAAAAAUAAUUAGUAAGAGGGGUUGUCAAAAAAAAAAAUUGAGAAGCUACGGAAGCUGGUUCCCUCCCCCCAAAUCCGAGCACCGACAUAUGAUUUAGUAAUCAUACACGACACAUUUUUAUAAAAUUUGUGUGCCUUUUUACUAGAAAACUGUUUGUUUUUUUUCACAUAUGGUUUUUUCCGAGUUUUUUUUAAAAAAUUUUGUUCAAUAAUAACGUUUUAUAUUUUACUAUAAAUAGAUACGUGUUUGAAAUUUUUGAAAAGUUAAUAUUUAUUUGUAUAUGAAGAAUGUCAUUGGGAAUGGACAGUAUCAGACAAUCGGUUAUAACCGAUGUCUUUAAUGUUUAAUUUAUUGAUAUACUAUCUGGAUAAGAAAUCACGUGUUGUACUCGUUUUAUAAUAGAUAAUUAAAACAAUUAUACGUGUAUUUUUUUUUUUUUUAUUUUUAUUUAAAGAUUUUCGCUUAAUAUUUGUUUUUUUAUUAAUGUUUUUUUAGAACUUCAAAAUCCGAACUCUAAUAAUUAAGUAAAUACAUUAUAUAUAUUUGCGAUAUACCGUACAGUGUAACUCGUGUACCUAGGACGAUCUGCAGGUUUCAUAUUACUGGCGAAAAUAUUUAUUUUUUUAUAGAAUUUUGAUAGCCGUCAAUAUUACCGUAUUGUUUUUCGAGGACGUACGAGGGGGACGGUACUCUGUGCCCGAACGGGAGAAUAUCCAAAUUCUGCACGUGCGCCUUGACGAUGGUGCCGGGCGGGAAUCUGUUAAAAUUGUUACUGACGUCGUGCCCGCCCGCAAACUCCGAGUGAUGAUCUUUUGGCUUCUGGUAGUCGGUGCCACCGUAUUGGCCGUACUUCUCGUCCACCACUAUGGGUCGUGACGGUUGCCCGUACAGAGUGUCCGGCGGCGCGGACGGUCUGAUAGUGGAGGACUGAUGGUAGCCGUACGAAGACGGGCCCGCGUUUCCCAGGACAGCCGUUUGUGCGUAAGGCGUGUCCGGUACGGCAAGCGGUUUUUUCUGCGGCAUAUUAUUUUGUUCCUUACGUUUGUCAAAUUUGUCGAACGGUCGGAAGAACAACUCUUCUUCUUUGUUCUUGUAAACAGGUGACCACUUUUUGGGCGGCAGCGCGGGAUCAUCCUCGGGAAAAGCCGAGCCCAGCGGCACCUUGCUGUCCGGUGAUAGGAAAUCGUCCGACACUCCCGUGGCCGCGUUGUUACCGGUUCCGCUACCGCCACCGCCGUUACCGCCACCGCCGUUACCGCCACCGCUGUUACCGCCACCGCCGUUACCGCCACCGCCGUUACCGACACCGCUGCUACCGCUACCGCCGUUAUUUCCUCCUGCACCGAAACCUUUGAUUGGCGACUCUGCGGCAGCGGGGCGCCGGCGAUCCGGCAGCGGAGUGGCCGUGCUGGAUGACGCGGGCCCGAAUUGCAGGUCUUGUUCAAACGCGGACGGCAACAGCGGUGGCAACGUGGAUGACGUGAUCAAUACGGCUGGCGGCAGGAUAGACGGCGGCACAAUUGACGGCAACAGGGGCGGUAUCGCAACCCCAGAUGCCGCACCGCCUGCGGCCGCGUUGUUUAUCACCCGGUAACCGAUGUUUGGGCCGGCUACGUACUGUACGGUCCUCUGCACGCCUUUGUCGUCUAUGUACGUGUAAGAGCCUUGUACGCGCCCGUUGGCGUCGCUCACUUCCGUACGCCGUUGGUCCGGCCCUGACGCCGUAAAACCGUACGAACCGUCUUUGCCCAUCACGACGGACGUGUGGCCGCGCGGCCGUCCACCGGGUUUGCCGGGUGGGCCGCUGUAGAAAACGCCGCCGAACGGGUCCGAGUCUGGAUGCCCGUUCUUCACGUGAAAGCCCGUACCGGAACCGGCCUCGUACUGCACGUCGUGUCUCUUGCC
Messenger RNA from Cinara cedri, 6729 nucleotides. The record is from the annotation of a GenBank genome assembly. NCBI's taxonomy places the organism in Eukaryota, Metazoa, Arthropoda, Insecta, Hemiptera, Aphididae.